CGUCGCGUUUACCUGCUGUUUGUCUCCGUUAUCAGGGAAAAUGACUUCUGCACUGUCUGAUCCAACCCUAGAGAGACAUUUCAAGGGUCACAGAGACACUGUGACAAGUGUGGACUUCAGCUGCAACAUGAAACAGAUCGCCACGGGCUCCAUGGACUCUUGUGUUAUGAUCUGGAACAUGAAGCCUCAGAUGCGAGCGUAUCGGUUAGAUGGACACAAAGAUGCUGUCACUUCAGUUCACUUUUCUCCCUCCGGCCACCUGGUGGCCUCCGCCUCCAGGGACAAGACUGUACGUCUCUGGGUGCCCAGCAUGAAGGCUGAGUCAACGUCAUUCAGAGCUCACACUGCAACCGUGCGCAGUGUUAACUUUUCUGGUGACGGACAUACUCUGGUAACUGCUUCAGAUGACAAGACCAUCAAAGUAUGGACCGUCCACAGGCAAAAGUUCCUCUUCUCUCUGAACCAGCACAUCAACUGGGUCCGCUGUGCCAAGUUUUCUCCAGAUGACCGGUUGAUUGCAUCAUCCAGUGAUGAUAAGACAAUAAAACUGUGGGACAAGAACAGCAGAGAGUGCAUUCAUUCUUUCUAUGAACAUGCUGGUUAUGCAAACUGUGUGGACUUUCAUCCCAGUGGAACGUGCAUUGCUGCAGCUAGCACCGACAACUCUGUCAAGGUUUGGGACAUCAGAUCCCAUAAGAUGCUACAGCACUAUCAAGUUCACAGUGGUGUGGUGAACAGUUUGGCUUUCCACCCAGCUGGCAGUUUCCUAAUCACUGCAUCCAGCGAUUCCACAAUGAAAAUACUGGACCUCGUAGAGGGCAAACUGCUGUAUACACUGCAUGGACACCAGGGUUCAGCCACCUGCGUGGCCUUCUCUAGGACAGGCGAAUACUUCUCUUCUGGAGGCUCGGAUGAACAGGUAAUGGUGUGGAAGAGCAACUUCGACUGUGUUGAAGGCAAUGAUGGUGUCAGACUGCAACAUAAAACUGCUGUCAGCCUUCAGGCACCACCAGCCAGCUCUACGGCUCGCUUCCCCCUUAACUCGCAUCCAUCUGUGCUCCAAAGCCAGACCUCUGAACCGCCAGAGCAUUUUCACAGACAGGACUCUCAAAGUGCUGCCGACACUCAGAGCUGCAGUCGUAGUGGCAGCCACAGCAGAGCGAAUCAUUCCCACACCUACAAAAACCCCGGCAUCAGUUCCUCCGCUACCCACCGGACACAAGCCCAGAGCUUACAGCAGCGGUCACGUCGGGAACAGGCACAAUCCCAUGCUUCAGAUGGAGGGGUCCCCCCUGGUCUAGCAAACACCCUCGAACACAUCAUAGGUCAACUGGAUAUUCUUACCCAGACGGUUUCAAUCUUGGAGCAGCGUCUGACACUGACAGAGGACAAGCUCAAGGAGUGUUUGGAGAACCAAAUGGAGAUCGGUUUACAUCUCCAGAGAGGAGAGGAGGCUUAAAGAUGGCGACAGAAAGGUUGAGCUGUGGUGUGGUGUAGUGUGUUGUGGGGGGAAAUUACGGUCACAGCAACACCAUAGACAGAACUUUACGUAAUGUUGCUGGUAAAGAUAGGAGAUUUUACAUAUUCAUUCGCGCAUUCACAUGUACAGCGAGGACCUUAAAUGCACACUGAGCCUUACUGCUGAUGCAAGGUUUCUGGUUAUUUCACAAAGAGAUAUCAGACGUGAAGGAGGUGAAUAUUAGAGAAGUUCCUCUACAGCAGUGCUGAGCGCGCAGUCUCUUUUCUGCUGACAAAGGACCUGUGGCUACCAGUCCUCUGUGUGUGUGUGUGUGUGUGUGUGUGUGUGUGUGUCUGUGUGUGUGGGUGUGUGUGUGUGUGUGUGUGAGAAAGUCACAACACACACCACAUAAAGAGGACUUUCAUGCUUGCCUGUGCACUGCGCAUGUGUUCAUUUUUAUUUCAGUUUGUCUUCCACAGAAUGGCAUCAGUGGAAAAGCCCAUUUAUGUACGUAAACUACCAAAUUGUUCAUUGGCAUGUUUAACACAUAUUAAAGGAUACGUCUGUGUUUCUGUUAUUGUCAGCCGAUCCCAAGACUCUAACCACCGUGUGCUGAUGCUAGUAACAGGCUAAUGCUUGAUGCAAGGUAUUCCUCUGUGUCGCAGACCUCCAUUGUUGUCCAACAGCUGGUAAAAACACGUUAGUAAGCCACGCUGAAGAAUGCAUUUGUUUAUUACGGUAUUUUCUGUACAGCACCUGUGAAGCACCUUGUUUACUUCCUAACUUCCUCAGUUCCUUUGAAGAGGUCAUUGAGUUUAGUGUCAUGAACAGGGCUGGGGAAGUAAAACACAUUUGGGGAAUUGUUGACAAUAAGAAAAAUUUAAAGUGACACCAGACGGAUUUUCUUUUUCUUUUUUUUUACUACUGUUUGAAAGACAAUCAUCCAGAGCCAUCCCUGUUUAUCUUGUGGCUUUUAUACACUGAAAGUAAGUUAUUGUGUACACUUCUUGAAUGUUUUAAACUCUGGCAUGAAAUUAGUUAAUAAAGUCAUUCUGGGUUCUCUUUCUUAA
Messenger RNA from Stegastes partitus (bicolor damselfish), 2529 nucleotides. RefSeq names its product POC1 centriolar protein A (gene poc1a). NCBI's taxonomy places the organism in Eukaryota, Metazoa, Chordata, Actinopteri, Pomacentridae. Gene Ontology annotation, biological process: cilium assembly. The transcript has 11 exons. Gene Ontology annotation, cellular component: ciliary basal body; centriole. Gene Ontology annotation, molecular function: protein binding. The record is from RefSeq and is a predicted model, not a curated record. The coding region runs from base 41 to 1459 and encodes 472 amino acids.